AUGGGAAAAGUACUUGGGACAAUAAAGGAACAUCAGAGAAAGAUCAUAUCAUUUAAUGACUAUGUGAUCCUAACACUUCCGUCUGGUGCAACAAAAAUUAUUGAAGUUCGUCGAGAUGGAACUAUCAGUCUUGGAAAGUUUGGUAUUUUUGGUGCAAAUUACAUUGUUGGAUAUAGUUAUGGGCAGUCUUUCGAAAUUCUGGAGAAUAAGAGAGUUCAGCCGUUAAAGAGCAUAACAUAUGGUUUAGAAGAUGCCGAUAGUAAUGAAUCUACCCCGAUCCCAGAGUUUUCUUCUUCGGAGGACAACCGAAACUUAGUUGAUAAAGGUGAUGAAGUUCAGAAGGUGACAGCAGAGGAAAUUGAGAAAAUAAAAAAGCAGGGUGGUGGAAAUGAGAUCGCCAACAAGCUUAUUAGCAAAAUUAUUGAGGGUCAUGAAUCUUUUGACAAGAAAACAGUUUACUCUCAAGACAAGUAUGUUAUUAGAAAGCAACGAAAGUUUUCCAGAAGAUUUACUGUGAAUGCUCUUUCUCCAUCGAAUCUGUUAAAUCAUAUGAGAAAUGACAGAGAAAUGGACAAAAUACAGGGCUUGAGUGAAGAAGUUCUUGGGAUGAUGAUGAGCCAUGCUAAUGUAAUGCCAGGAGGAAAUUAUCUUGUGAUGGAUGAAACUGGGGGAAUUGUUGUGUACGCAAUGCUGGAAAGAAUGCACGGAGAGGGAACUAUUACUCUUCUUCACGAAAAUGAUCAACCCAAGAUUGCACAUCUAAUGCAUACGAAUUAUUCCGAGGAAGAACUCUAUAAGAUGGUGAAGCCAAUAAAUCUUCUUCAAUUUAUGGAACCUGCAGACAACAAACCAAACGUCGGACCAUUUCCAGAUGAUGUGGUAAAAGCUAUGCCUGAUAUGAGAAGGAAAAGAUAUUACAGGAGAAUGAAGAAAGUGAAACAACUUAACGAGUCUCUGGAUAUGGUUCAGCAUGGUGCAUUUGAUGGUUUAGUUUACGUUUCUACGCUGAAUCCAGUUGGCUUCGUUCCCAAAAUAAUUAAUAAAAUUGCAGGCUCGAGAUCGAUUGUCGUUUACAGCCAGUAUAAGGAGAUCUUAAUCGGAUUGAGUCAUAUAUUUUUAAGAGAUAAACAUAUUCUCCUACCAAAUAUUUAUGAAUCUCGAGUCCGCCAUUUUCAAACCAUUCCUGGAAGGCUUCAUCCUACAAUGACAUCUGUUGGUGGGGGUGGAUAUUUUCUUUCCGGUAUAAAGGUGAUUCCGACUGAGGGUGCUGUGGCCUCUGGAAGGAGAUCUAAGAAGAGAGCUGGUGUUGAGCAGCAGGAAGAGGUGAAAAAGAUUAAGCUUGCAAGUGACUCCUCUGCUUAA
Molecule: messenger RNA, 1362 nt
Organism: Brettanomyces bruxellensis
Lineage: Eukaryota; Fungi; Ascomycota; Pichiomycetes; Pichiales; Pichiaceae
Exons: 1
Coding region: 1-1362 (453 amino acids)
Biological process (GO): tRNA methylation
Cellular component (GO): nucleus; tRNA (m1A) methyltransferase complex
Source: RefSeq, a predicted model, not a curated record